Molecule: messenger RNA, 1429 nt
Organism: Diatraea saccharalis (sugarcane borer)
Lineage: Eukaryota; Metazoa; Arthropoda; Insecta; Lepidoptera; Crambidae
Source: the annotation of a GenBank genome assembly
AUGUCUGAUAAGGACAAGAAAAAGGGUAAAGGUAAAGAAGAGAAAGGUCACGAUUCUUCAGCGUUUUUAAAAGAUUUCAUAGCUGGUGGCAUAUCAGCUGCAGUGUCAAAGACAGCUGUCGCGCCCAUAGAACGAGUGAAGCUGAUCUUACAAGUGCAACAUAUAUCUAAACAGAUUCCAGAAGAUAAACGGUAUAAAGGUACUAAUACUUUUUUUAAUUGUGCGCCCUACCACUAACGGUUUCCCACAGCACUCUUAAAGUUGACUGAGAGAGAAUGCCUGAGGCGUUAAGUCCGCCAAUACACAUUUAUUGUGCAUGAAGACUUAAUUUAAUUUAUAUAUAAGAUAAUAAGAGCCUUUACUUUUAUAAAAAAUAAUCAUUAGAAAUAAUACCUAGGUGGUAUAGUCGAUGCAUUCGUUCGUAUACCCAAGGAGCAAGGUUUAAGUUCGUUAUGGCGAGGAAACUUGGCGAAUGUGAUCAGAUAUUUCCCCACGCAGGCGUUAAAUUUCGCCUUCAAGGACGUGUAUAAGGGUAUGUUCUUGAAAGACGUGGACAAGAACAAGAACUUCUGGAGGUACUUCGCUGGUAAUUUGGCAUCGGGUGGCGCUGCCGGGGCCACCUCAUUAUGCUUCGUAUAUCCCUUGGAUUUUGCUCGAACAAGAUUAGCAGCGGACGUGGGUAAGGGUAAGGCGAAGGAAUUCAACGGUCUCAUCGAUUGCCUGAUGAAGACGAUGAAGUCUGACGGCCCAAUCGGCUUGUACCGGGGCUUUCUUGUGUCUGUGCAAGGCAUUAUCAUUUAUCGCGCCACAUAUUUUGGUUUCUUUGACACUGCACGCGCGAUGUUACCCGACCCCAAAAACACGUCGCUGUUCGUCACGUGGAUGAUUGCUCAGACUGUGACGACUAUUGCGGGUAUCACCUCCUACCCACUGGAUACAGUCCGACGGCGAAUGAUGAUGCAGUCGGGUCGGCCAAUGAACGAACGCCCUUAUAAGAACACUAUCCAUUGCUGGUUCACCAUCCUCCGAACUGAAGGACCUGGCGCAUUUUUCAAGGGUGCCUUCUCCAACGUUUUAAGAGGAACCGGCGGUGCUUUUGUGUUAGUUCUAUACGACGAAAUCAAGAAGGUUCUCUAGGCAGACUUGUGGGGAAGUUCGCGUGACGUCUUGUACUAGUCCUAUGGUGUCGUCUUUGAAAUUUUGUAUUGUGACCCUCAUCCUCGCGUUUGCAUACUUGAAGAAGGUGGUAUUUACCUUGUAAAAUUUUAUUUAAAUAUAUAAAUAUUUCUUUAUCUUAUUUCUUUAAUAAUGUUUUUACCACUUUAGUAACAUUUUUUCAAUCGGAUUACGUAAGUAUUCUGCACUGGUCAGUUUGUAAUUAUUACCUAUGGAAUACAAGAACAUGAUGCAUAUUCUGCUCUAUAGCGGU